Canariomyces notabilis is the source of this 1845-nucleotide messenger RNA. RefSeq names its product WD40 repeat-like protein. The transcript is spliced from 7 exons. Gene Ontology annotation, cellular component: nucleus; cell tip; cell division site. Lineage: Eukaryota; Fungi; Ascomycota; Sordariomycetes; Sordariales; Chaetomiaceae. Gene Ontology annotation, biological process: carbon catabolite repression of transcription. Gene Ontology annotation, molecular function: protein binding. The record is from RefSeq and is a predicted model, not a curated record. Bases 1 to 1845 code for a protein of 614 amino acids.
AUGAUCGAGACGAAUAACGUCCUGACGAAGCCCUCCGGGCCCGAGUAUCAAUUCCUUGUUGGAGAGGGUCUGUAUGUACUAAGGGAGGACCUUCACCUCGCAACUCCCCCGCCACACCCCUCCGAGGCCCCCGUCGUCAACCCAAAUCCUCUCUCGACGGCUGCUCAACCGGCAACCGUUGGCACCCGUCUUUCGCUGCUCACUCUCGAUUCGGGCCCGCUUUCACCUCCCGUCUACCGGACGUCUUCUCGAUCAGAUGGCGUUCAAGGAGGCAUUCCUGAGCACCCAGAUGAGAGCCAAUCAUCAACAGAUGUGCGUGAGAGCAGCAGUGAUGCCGGCCGCAUCAACUCGGGCGAGAUGCCGCCGUUGGCAUCCAGCGCCCCAGCAUUUGGUGAGGGCAACAGUGCUCUAGCGCCGCCAGCACAGAAAGAUCCGAACAAGCGACGGAAACCGAAAAACAACAUGUCGAAGAGCAACUCUUCCUUCAUCUCCAGGGUGAUCAACCACGAGACCUUGGCCAAGCGAUUACAGGAACGAGCUACAGACGGCAUGUUUGCGUUUGUCAACAUCAACCGGGCCUUUCAAUGGCUCGACCUUUCGUCUUCAGCAAAGAAGGCCGAUUACCUGACCAAGAUUCUAUUUACCAAGGCACACUGCUUAUGCCACGACGUGAACAGGGUCACUAGAAGCUCCUCCCAUAUUGACGUGAUCAUGGGUUUCUCAACAGGCGAAAUCAUCUGGUGGGAGCCCAUCUCCCAGCGGUACACUCGUCUCAACAAGCAUGGUAUCAUCAACAAGGCGCCUGUGUUCGAGAUUGAAUGGAUCCCAGGGUCGGAAAACCUCUUUCUUGCCGCGCACAUGGACGGCUCUCUGAUAGUCUACGACAAGGAAAAGGAGGACGGCUCCUUUUCCGCCGAGGACGAGGGCGGCUUAGCCCGGACCAGCAGCGAGAUGGGCAGCGGCAGCGGCUCCCACCAUUCCUGCCAGAUCCAAGUCAACAAAUCGGUCCACUCCAAAACCCAAAAGACCAACCCCGUAGCCGUGUGGAAGCUUUCCAACCACCGUAUCAACGCCUUCGCCUUUUCCCCCGACAACCGCCAUCUGGCCGUGGUGUCGGAGGACGGAUCGCUGCGGAUAAUUGAUUACCUCAAAGAAGAACUCCUAGAUCUCUUUUACGCGUACUACGGCGGCCUAACGUGCGUCUGCUGGUCUCCGGACGGUAAGUACGUCCUCACGGGCGGGCAAGACGAUCUCAUUUCCAUCUGGUGCCCGUCCGAGGCCGAAGGGUCGUCGGGGCUCGUCGCCCGCUGUCAGGGCCACCACUCGUGGGUGACGAGCGUGGCCUUUGACCCCUGGCGGUGCGACGACAAGAACUACAGGUUCGGAAGUGUUGGCGAGGACGGCAGGCUCUGCCUGUGGGAUUUCAGUGUUGGCAUGUUGCACCGGCCGAGGGCGGCAUCGGUUAGGCACCGCGGCUCUGUCUCGUCCCGCCCUGGCCUAACGCCGCUCCACCGGGCCGAGACGGCUGCUACAGCUGCUACGAAUGCUACAGGCGCCAGCGGCGGAGAUGCUGCCAGUCCGGGCGGCCCCGACCCAAACUCCCAGAAGGCGGAAGCGGAGGGGAACGGCGGCGGCAAGCGGAUGGUGGUCCCGCAUCCUGUUGAGCCAAGGGCUACCACGGCCAUGCUCCCGCCUGUAUCGAGCAAAACGGUCGAUCAAGACCCGCUGUGUUGGCUUGAGUUCACGCCGGAUGCCAUUUUGACGAGUUGCAAGUCAGGGCAUAUCCGGACGUGGAGCCGUCCUUCAGAGCUGGCGUCCCAGUUGGAGGAGCAGAAGCAGACCUGA